AUGCGCCUCCUUGCCACCGACACCGGCCUCAUGUCCGAGUUCGCGGACCCAACCGAAGUCAAGUACGCCAUCCUCUCUCACGUUUGGGCCCGGAAGACGAGCGACAACGACACAUCCUACGAGCCAGAACUCACCUAUGACGACUACACCCGCCUUCGCACCGAGCAUGGCGACGACCUCCUCUUCGACAAACUCCCUCCGAAAGUACGACACUCUUGUGAGGUCGCCAAAGGCCACGGUAUCCCCUUCGUCUGGAUCGACACCUGCUGCAUCAACAAGUCAAGUAGUUCCGAGCUCUCAGAGGCGAUCAACUCCAUGUACCGGUGGUACAGCCUCGCGCAAGUCUGCUACGCCUAUCUCUACGACGUCGACCACGUCACCUCAACCAACUUCCACGACAGCGAAUGGUUCAAACGCGGGUGGACGCUGCAAGAGCUCAUUGCGCCCCCAGAAGUCCUCUUCUUCGACGGCGACUGGCAGAUGAUCGGCUCGCGCUAUGAGCUCUCGGACGAAAUCCGGUCUAUCACCAACAUAGACCGGGCAGUCCUCCGCAAGGAGCGCCAGAUCUCUGACGUCUCUGUCGCUCAACGCAUGUCUUGGGCGGCAUCCCGGAAGACGACACGCAAGGAGGACAAAGCGUACUGCUUGAUAGGAAUCUUCGACGUCCACCUCCCGCCCCUCUACGGCGAGCGCGACCACGCCUUCAUCCGGCUCCAAGAGGCCAUCCUCGCGAAGAUACCCGAUCAGAGCAUCCUGGCUUGGGGCCCGAACCAAUACGACACGGAGCUCACGCUCAAGAAGCCCUCUUUAUGCGCUCCUCCUCCAAACUCAUCGUUCUCACAUAGACGACCUCAGUCCUUCCUUCUCGCUCGGUCUCCCAAGGACUUCGCGAACUGCCACGACACCGUCAACAUCACUUCCGACACGCUCGCCAAUGCCCUCGACUUGCCUAACAUCCCCUACGCUCGCUUCACACUGACCGCGAACGGAAUCUACGUCAGACUCCCUCUGAUACCCUGCUAUGAUCGCUCGGGGCUCAGCAUUGUCUCGCCAUCCUCACCUGCCAGGUGCCUCUACCGCGACGAGACGCAAGCCAGGCCCAUCGCCCGCAUAUCUUCGAAGAGCGCAACCCUCAAGUCGUAUGCUUGGUUCUCCGCUCGCACGGCGAAGCACGAUCGAGCAAGAACACGGAGAUGUCUGUAG
Molecule: messenger RNA, 1203 nt
Organism: Epithele typhae
Lineage: Eukaryota; Fungi; Basidiomycota; Agaricomycetes; Polyporales; Epitheliaceae
Product: heterokaryon incompatibility protein-domain-containing protein
Exons: 1
Coding region: 1-1203 (400 amino acids)
Source: RefSeq, a predicted model, not a curated record